AUGAACCUGGAAGAACAGAGAGCGAUGGAAGAAGAGAAUCCGGUGACUCCACCAUCUCUAGCAGCCAAUCGUGACAGUAAGGAUAGCACGAGUCGACGACGAUGGAGAAAACCAACAGCAGGGAUUGGAGAGAGAUGGGUCAACAGUGAAGACCAGAGGAGCAUAUUGGCGGUGGAGAGAAAGAAGAGACAAAUAAAAAAAUGGGGUGCUUUGUUUCGUGAAGCUCUAGCUGUGAGUGUGUCUGGAAUUGAGCAGCUGCAUUUUCUCCCUCCUACCGCCACCAUUUAUAUUUUAUCAGGGCCGCAGGACCUCUCCCUCUCUACAAUUGCCACGUCGAUGGCCGUGGAGGUUGCCAGGGGUUUUGUCAAGGUUGGUGGGUCAGCCAUCUUGCUUGUUUGUGGGUUUGCAUGCUUGCUCUCAUUUCCCCUUCCUCCUCCUCUCGCCGUUCAUGUUUUAUUAAGUUCACAGGACCUCUCCCUCUCUGCAACCGGGCGUCAUUGUCGGUGGAGGUUGCAGAUCAGCUUUAAAGCUUAUGAGCACUGCAAAUGCCCAAGUGCAUGGUGCCGAAAAAUCAAACACACCGAAACACCCAAGACUUAUGGUGUCGAAAGCAAACCCAAGACUUAUCGUAAUUUUACCACUUUUUGGCAAAUAGGUUUUGCGCCUAGUAUAUGUAUCUAUAUAUGUUUGACAGAAUUAGGAGCUAUGUAUCAAAACAUGUCCUCGCAGGACCUCUGCCUCUCUGCAAUCGCCGUGUUGCUAUUCGUGGAGGUAGCUAGGGGUUGUAUUAAGGUUUGUGGGUCCACCAUCAUCGCCUGCUUUUUCUUGGUCUUCAAACCUGCACGUUAUUUUUACCUUGUUUUCUUUUUGAUUAUUUUGUUUGUAAGGUUCUUAAAGGAUCCAUAGCUUUCUUUAUUCCAUUUACUAUCAUCACUAACAGACGGGGGCGGAACUACGUGUCCCGCAGAGGAGGUCCAAUACCCUUGCUUUGUGUAUCAAUGGGAAGAGCAUGAUCAAAGUUAAUGGUUUAA
Messenger RNA from Prosopis cineraria, 1031 nucleotides. RefSeq lists its product as uncharacterized. The transcript has 4 exons. The record is from RefSeq and is a predicted model, not a curated record. NCBI's taxonomy places the organism in Eukaryota, Viridiplantae, Streptophyta, Magnoliopsida, Fabales, Fabaceae. The coding region runs from base 1 to 906 and encodes 301 amino acids.